This is a messenger RNA of Cyclopterus lumpus (lumpfish), 6273 nucleotides long. It is a transcript of the gene adgrd2, whose product is annotated as adhesion G protein-coupled receptor D2. The coding region runs from base 302 to 3502 and encodes 1066 amino acids. Gene Ontology annotation, biological process: adenylate cyclase-activating G protein-coupled receptor signaling pathway; cell surface receptor signaling pathway. Gene Ontology annotation, molecular function: G protein-coupled receptor activity. Gene Ontology annotation, cellular component: membrane. The record is from RefSeq and is a predicted model, not a curated record. The transcript is spliced from 25 exons. Lineage: Eukaryota; Metazoa; Chordata; Actinopteri; Perciformes; Cyclopteridae.
GGAUAUUCAAGCCGAGGCACUGGUUGAGGAGUCUGGACCAGAUUUGGGUUUGAUCAUACCACGCAUGGAGUUCCUUCCCAGAUUAUUCAAAGAGACUUUCUGCUGCUUUAAAGAAAAAUGGGGACAGAGCAACAAUGAAUCAGGACAUUAACUCCAGAAUUUUGGAAAACUGCUGGUUGAAGAGUGAUACGCUAAGAGGUUAUUGUAAACACUUUGUGACUUUUUCUAAAUUGAGGCGGAAAUAUUAUUUUCUCAGUAAGAUCAGUGGUCUGUUUCAGUUGGAAACUACACUGGUCUAGAGAUGACUGCAGCCCUGCAUACUGGACUCAUACUCUUCUCAUUUGUGGUGGUAUGUGAGAGUGAGCCAACACAUGCUGGACCAGACAAAGUGGGGGAGGCACAUGGGAAAUCAAGACUAGUCCAUCUAACUUCUCACUGGGCCUUCCAACUAGCUAAUGACUCACUGGCCUUCUCCAGGGCCGACAGAUUCUGCAGAGGCCAGUUCAGCUCCCUUGCCACCCUUGAACGGUCCGAGGACCAGGAGGGAGUCCUGGAGCUGCUCCGGCAGACUGGACAUCGUUCACCUAUCUGGGUCAGGGAUCCCAGCAAAGCAACCUCUAGGGCUGUGGCCCUCUCCAAACAAUACGUACAGUUCUCAGCUCUAAACUUCCCAAAGGAAUCCCGUGAGGGCUUUGCUCGUGUCAACGUGUCCUUUCCCACACUGUCGUCCGUCAGUGUGUGUGUUCGAGUUCAGUGGAACCCAGAGUGGAAUGAGGUGUCCACCAUCUUCUCCUACGCUGCACCUGUCUUUACCAAUGAGUUCCAGCUAAGAGGCCAAGUGGAUGUGCAGGGACGCAUCCUCCUUGCGCUCAUCAUCCAUGGGAAGCAUCUGCCGUAUAAGGCAUCCUUCCACAACGAUGGCGCCUGGCAUCACAUAUGUGUCACAUGGCUCCGGAGCAGUGGCCACUGGGCUAUCUAUGUGGAUGGGGACAGAAAGGACAUGGGCUCAGGCACAGACUCUUCCAGGAAUAUCUAUGGGGAUGGUAUAUUUAUACUGGGUCAAGACCAAGAUUCAUUUGGAGGGAAUUUCACAGAGCCUUUUUUUGGAAAUAUCACUGACCUUAAUGUUUGGAAUAUGUCUCUGGAAACAAGGCAUGUCCAUGCUCUCAACGCAUGUUCACCCAUAACCCAGGAGGUGCUCUUCAGUUGGAAUCUUGCCGACCUAAGCAGCCACCCAAUGGUCAAAGAGGUCCAGGUUCUUCUUUUUUGCCCUGCAGUGCACCAGCAGAUGGAGCUGCAGGGCUGCAGGACGCUGCAGGGCUGGUCCGAUCAGCUGCCUCUGCUGGGCUUGACAGACUGCUCUGAUCCACUGUUGUUCAUCUGCAGGAGCAGAAGAGAGCGGUACCUGAAGAUGAAGCAGAUGACUGAUUCUCAGAACUCCCAGCCCACGGCCUUUAUGAACCAUCUGAUGAAGCUUUCCAACAAAACCCAGGCAGUGCUGGGCCAGCAGCCGUCGGGGCUGAGCAGCCAGGCCGAGGCCUCUGCCCUGCUUGACAUCUCUGCCCAGGCCCUGGAGGACACACAGCAGGAGGGACUGCAGCCAACAGACAUGGUGUCCAUCAUCCAGCUGCUGUCUCUGGCUGCUGACGUUCCUGCUCAGCCACUCACCGAAGCCAGCAACCACAGCCGGGACCCGGUCCAGGAGCUCAGCCGGCACUUCAUCAGUGUGGCUGACAGCAUCAUCAGUGAAGACAACGCCCUGAAGUGGCAGGCCAUCAAAGAGGUGGUGAGCGGCCCCAUGGACGUGGUCCAGAGUAUUGACCGGAUGCUGACCAGCCUGGGCCCUCGCUUGAUGGCAGAGACUGACCACCUGAUCAUUCUCAGACCUAACAUCAAAGUGGAGGUGCAGCAGCAGAGGCUGCAGGAAGCAUCCAGAGGAGUUAGCUUCUGUGGGCCGGAGACAGAGAAGCACACCAAACUCGACUGCAUCUCAGUCCCACAGCAGAAGAUACAGGAUCUCCAUAGCAACGGCUUCCUCCAGCUCACAUUGGUCAACACGUGGUACGGCUCUCUGUGGCCGCUGUUCAAUCCGGAGGAGAACAUCACCAUGGUCCCCACCGUCACUGAUGGCAGUCAGAGGUAUCUGGGCACCGUCCUGGGCUCUUCUGUCAUAUCCACCACAGUGAUGGGAGACAACCAGCCGGUUAGCACAGCAGUUCGCUUCCAACUCCAGCACAGAGUACAGAAUCCCACUGGUACUGUGUAUGAUCCAGUGUGCGCCUUCUGGGAUUUUGAUCUCACUCCGGAGGCUGGUGGGUGGUGGAAUACCAAAGGCUGCGAUGUAGUGUCUAAACAAUAUGGAUACACUGUGUGCUCCUGCAACCACACCACCAAUUUUGCAUUGCUGCUGCAGGUUUAUGAAGCCCAGAGGAGCCCAGAGAAUGAAAAAGCUCUGCAGGUGCUGACGUUCAUCGGUUGUGGAGUGUCUCUGUGUGGCCUCCUCUUCACCUUCAUCCUCUUCAUCGCUGUGGGUGUCCCCAAAUCCGACCGCACUACUGUCCAUAAGAACCUGAUUGUGUCUCUGGGCAUUGCUGAGCUGCUGCUGAUGUGCAGUGACUGGGCGUCGGCCAAUGAGGCAGCAUGCUUCGUGGUGACUGCACUUCUCCACCUCUUCUUCAUGGCCUCUUUCUCCUGGAUGCUGGUGGAGGGCCUGCUGCUGUGGAGCAAAGUGGUGUCAGUCAACAUCAGCGAGGACCGCAGGAUGAAGCUCUACUACAUCAUUGGCUGGGGACUUCCUGUUCUAAUAGUUGGUGUAACACUGACAGUAGCAGUGGACGAGUACAAGGCAGAUGAUCACUGCUGGCUCAAUGUGCACACGGACACCAUCUGGGCCUUUGUGGGGCCUGUGGUGUUUGUCCUGGUGGUCAAUACAGUCGUGCUGUGUCGGGUUGUCAUGGUGACUGUUUCCAGUGCUCGUCGUCGCUCGAAGAUGCUCAGUCCAAGCUCAGCGUCAAAGAUGCAGACCUUUGACCUCACCUGGGCUGUGACCCGUCCAGUUCUCAUCCUGCUGCCAGUGCUGGGUUUGACCUGGCUGUGUGGCGUGCUGGUCCAUCUGUCGGUAGUCGUCGCCUAUGUCUUCAUCGCUCUCAAUGCACUCCAGGGCCUGUAUAUCUUCUUCGUGUAUGCUGUUUACAACAGUGAGGUGAGGAAUGCCAUAAAGAGGAUCAAAGAAAAGAGAAAGGCCUUAUCUUUCACGAACUGUUCUCAGCCAACUAGCUUCCUACCUUCCCAGAGGGCCCCGAUUACCUCCUGGGGCCGCAGUCCACCGACUCCCUCCAGCCCUGAAACUAGUGAAACUUCUGGACCCCCCAGCUCCACCUACACAUCGUUGGUCAUCAAGAAUGAGAGCUUCAGAAAGGAAAGCUUUGUGAGUUUCUCUUUAAAACCAGCAUCAGGAAACCAAGUGGUCCAGCUGACAGGGUUCAAGCCAUCAGGUUGUUGAACUGCAAAUGGAGUGGAUCCUGAUACUCGGUAACAGCGAGCAUGCUCCACGCUGGACACACAUAUAGAUCCCGUCUGAGGAAGUGCCCUGUCCGUGCCCCCCCCCCCACACACACACACACACUCGCUGCUGGGAGGAAGUGUGUGACUAAAGUAACCAUGGAGGCUGGAUGAAGAAACUCCAACGUCUCUCCCGUUCUGCUCUCUGAUCAGAUCACUAUUCUCUAAACUACUCACUGUUUGUUGUAUAUUGUAUGUUUUUGAUCAACAAAAUUACAAAUGGACAGGAUUUGGAUGACAUCACUGACUCACUGGCCGCCAUAUUAGAUAAUGAGUCUUCAGAGUCUUGAGUCCUCAAAUACAAUAGACAUGUGUGUGGGAUUCGUCAUAUAAGAAAACAUCAAUAUCUCUUUCAGAAAGUAACAAGUCGGUCUGAUCAAGAUCCUUUGUAUCGCUUUGCUGCCAGGUAGUAUUGUAACUGGUGACCUGAUCUGAGUCUUGGUUUUGAAAAACAAAAACAAGACGUGGCACCGAACUUUAGAGGGAGAGCUUACCCAACUCAGUUUAUGGGUACAGAUUUUAUUCUUUUGUGGUGCUCCUAGCCUCACAAGAUAUUGUUUCAAAACAGCAACAUGCCUUUUCAGAAGAAAAGUAGUGGUUACUGUUUCAUGAAAACUGUAGGCAGUUGUUUCUGUAAAUCUUUCUGUGUAAUCAAGAAAUCAUAGACUGUACUUUUGUAGAGCUAUUGUAGUCUUCCGAUGCUUUUACACUACUUGUGAUCAUCCACAUAUUCAUACCCAUUCAUACAGGGGCUACCAUGCAAGGUGCCACCUGUCUAUCCGGACUCUAACCAUUCAUACCUUCAUUCAUACACUGAUGGUGAUUCAUACACGGGAGCAAUUUGGUUAAGUGUCUUGCCCAAGGACACAUUGACAUGGGCUCGCGGAGCCGGGGAUCAAACCGUCGAUCCUCUGAUUGAAGAACAACCCUGCUCUACCACUGAGUCACAGUCGCUCUGAAAGAAGUGUUGCUGACGUUGUUUUUAACAUGAAGGACAUUAUUUUCAUCUGCAUUUUAGUGGGUGGAGACAGAAAUCUCACCACACAGCAACAAUAUCGGUGUUUUAUGUUUGGGCUUCAUUCUCACUCUAAAUUCCUAAUGUUUCCUGUAUGUUACUCGACAGUUCAGUAGUAGUUCAAGCCGACCGCAAACAGCAAAGGCCUGUGGCCUCUAAUAUUGUGAAUCGUGACAUGUUGCCUAUAGUUACUAAACAUCUUUUCCGCAUGGACAAGCAAGCAUGAUAAUGCCUUUCUGUAUUGUGUGUUUACAGUCUUAGGGUUGCAAAUAGGUGAUGACAGAGCAUUCAAUAAGACCUCAACAGGCAUGAUGCUGUGAGGGUCAGAGAUAUUCUGACUGGAGAUCUGCAGCAUCUUCUCAAACUGCAGAAUUGUCUUGUUACUCCCUUGUUCUGUGUAUUAAGAGCAGCAGCCAUUUGAACUCUCCUACAGCAGGAUGCACUGUAAGCUAAAGGCUCAAACUGUUACAACAUGCUGAAUGUCUGUGACUCCAACCCAGUCACCAGACAAAAUACAAACCUCGUGAUACGUUAAGUGUGGACACAUAAAUGACUCUUUGGACAGUCGCUUACUGCAAGAACGUCCACUUUCAACCAAUGCACGGUUUGCAGAAGCGGGCUGGUGACUCUGUUGGGCUUGUACUGUAGAGAGCCUGACCUACCAGGAAUCAUGUUGUAGUUACUGAUGUAUAUCUUGAAAUAAGAAUCACAAUUCUUGGUCUUUGUUGCUGUUUUCGCUGUAAUGAGUUCUCUCUGUUGUGGUGUGAGGUAGUGACGUUUCUUUUGCUGGAAGAAGGCAGACUUUCAAAUGUGUGCUGUAGACGAUAAUCUGCAUCUUUCAUUAUGAUUGCAGUUAAUCUUAAUAAAAUAAAUAUAGUACUAACUCCUCAAAAGACGACAACAGUGCUUGCAGCGGGGCUACAGACGUGUAGCCCACUUGGCAUCACAUUUAAACUAUUGCCAAAAGCUUUGGGCAUGUGUUGUGUACUUUUUCCUUCACGUUGUCAGUGUGGGUCCAUCCUCACGCAGCAUCCCCUUGAGCAGGGGACAAUUAAAAUAGCAUUUAAAAACCUUCAGUAACCUUUAAUUGUAGAGUAAUGAUAUAUAACAGCAGCAACCAAGGAUAAUCCACUACAUUAAUCCAGAAUCAUAUUAAUUUACAAAUGACUCAGUACUACUAAAGACAGACUUUUUUGCUGCCAGCAAGUGGGACUUUGACCCAGGUGACCCCUCGUCUCGAGUUGUCAGACAUAGUUGAGUAUUCUUCAACCUGAUCUUCUACACGGAGACAUUUGAAAAAUAAAUGAAUUUCCCUCCAAAGAGUUUCGUUGCACCGGAAAAUGUAAUCAGUUCAUAAAAUAUGAAGAAUUAAUCAUAGCAUAAAAAAACAUUUUAUACUGUAGAGAUGUCACAGUCUCAAGACUGACGUCUAUUUGAAGAGACAUUAAAUGAUUAAGUUCCAGUAUUUGUUUGUAAAACUGAUGUUUAAUGUUUCAUAACUGAUUAUGUGUCUGUGUUAUAAGUCGGACGAGGCUAAACAACAGCCACACUAUGACUGAUGUGAUCAAACUUCUAUUUAUAAUCUCUGUAUCAUUUGUGCACAACUGAUGAAUGUUGUGAAAUAAUAGCCGACACACAAGUGGAGCUUUACUUCACUGAAAUUUAUUGGUUUGAUGCUAUUACAAUAAAAUGUAUUG